Messenger RNA from Acanthaster planci (crown-of-thorns starfish), 3527 nucleotides. RefSeq names its product importin 11 (gene ipo11). NCBI's taxonomy places the organism in Eukaryota, Metazoa, Echinodermata, Asteroidea, Valvatida, Acanthasteridae. The record is from RefSeq and is a predicted model, not a curated record. Gene Ontology annotation, biological process: protein import into nucleus. Gene Ontology annotation, cellular component: cytosol; nuclear envelope. Gene Ontology annotation, molecular function: small GTPase binding.
UGACAAUAGAGGGCGCUAUUUCGAAAAAUGGCGACUACCAUGCAUGAGUUGUAACGAACAAGAAGACCAUUCUUCAGAACUUAAACAUUGGCAAGUGUGGCCCUCAAUAGGCUAGGACUUGGAGACAGCCCUAGUCACCCUUGAGCUUCCAGAACGGUCAGUAGCUAGCCCGCACGGCCAUGGACUCCACGGUGGUCGCCACCGUGCUGGACACGCUGGCCCGCGCCACCAGCCAGGACACGGCCGUCCUGAAGCCGGCUGAGCAGCAACUGAAGGCCUGGGAGAACCAGGCAGGGUUCUACUCUGUCUUGCAGGCCAUCUUCUCCAACCGCAGCCUGGCCGAUAAUGUCCGCUGGCUGGCAGUGGUGUACUUCAAGAAUGGCAUCGAGCGCUACUGGCGGAAAACUGCACCCAAUGCACUCUCGGAGACAGAGAAAUCCAAGAUCCGGGCGCAUCUCAUCGUGGACUUCCAGGAGCCCGUUGGCCCCAUAGCCACCCAGUUGGCUGUGCUGAUCAGCCGGGUGGCCCGCACCGACUGCCCCCGCCACUGGCCGGAGCUCAUCCCCACGCUUCUGGCCGCCAUCCGCCGUCCGGAGCACCUGGAGCAGCAGAGGGCACUGUUGACCUACCACCAUGUGGUCAAAACCUUAGCCAGCAAGAGGCUAGGCCCGGACAGGAAGCUCUUCCAAGAGCUGACGGCCAGCACGUUUGGCUACCUGCUGGAGCUGUGGAACAACCACUUGGAGGCGUUCUUGCACCAUGCCGGACUGGACGACCGCCACAACAUGACUGUCCUGCUGGAACUCAGCACCCUGGCUCUCAAAGUUCUACGUAAACAGCUGAUAUAUGGCAUACUCGAACCGGACAAAAACCCUGACGCAGUGAUGCUGUUGCAGCUGGUGUUUCAGAGAAUUAGACCGGUUUUGGAAAUAAGAGGAAAGACCCCGUCCGAGGAACACCUGAGGGAAAAAUUGGAAAAGAAAGUCCUGCUGUUGAUGAAAACGCUGCUCGACACCCAGGACACCUUUCCUCUGUCUUACGUCGCCUUCAUCCGGCGAUCCUUGGAGCUGAGUGUCUCCUAUGUCUUUGCUGAGGCCGGCAAGGGCCUGCUCUUUGAGCGCUUCAUCGUCCUGAACAUGAACCUCAUCAAGAGCAUCGUCAAGUGCGACUACUGCCGCACGUCAAAGGUCAUCGAAGAGACCAAGGAGCAGGGAACCAUCGAUGCCCACAAGGCAAAGAAUGAGUUCUUUACUGAAAGCACACUACGGGAGAUGUGCCACAGGCUGCUUGCACAGUAUUUCCUAUUAACACAGGAGGAUUUAGAAAUGUGGGAAAAUGAUCCUGAGGGCUUCACCAUUGAUGAAGGAGGGGAGUCCUGGAAAUUCACUUUGAGGCCGUGCACGGAGGUCUUGUUCUUGGCAUUGUUCCAUGCUUACCGGGAAGUCUUCACGACCGUGUUGCUGCAGAUGGUGCAAAGCGUUCAAGGAAUUGUGGAGCCAACCAACAUGGAUAUGAUGUUGCAGAAGGAAGCAGUGUACAAUGCUAUGGGACUGGCUGCAUUUGAGCUGUUUGAUGAGGUCGACUUUGAUCAGUGGUUCACCAACCACCUCCUGAGAGAACUCAGUGAUAAACAUCCGAGAUACAAGAUAAUCAGGCGGCGAGUCAUCUGGCUAAUAGGUCAGUGGCUGGGGGUCAAGCUAGCACCCAGUCUGCACCCUACUGUGUACCAGGCUGUAUUACCCCUUCUGGCUGAGGAUGAAGACCUAGUGGUCAGGAUAACUGCCGCUCAGACGCUCAAGAUCGCUGUUGACGAUUUUGAGUUCAAGAAGGACAACUUCCUCCCAUAUUUGGAGUCCAGCUUCGCUCUUCUCUUCCAACUACUGAAGCAGGUGUCUGAGUGCGACACAAAGAUGCACAUACUGCAUGUAUUGUCGUUUAUUAUUGAGAGAGUUGAAGCCCAGAUCAGACCGUAUGCAUCCAGCUUGGCCCAAUACCUGCCCCUUUUGUGGGAGGAGUCAUCAGAGCACAACAUGCUGAGGUGCGCCAUACUCUCAACACUUGUACAUCUCGUUCAGGGCCUCGGUUCAUUAAGUGUCCAGCUCUAUCCCUUCCUCCUUCCCAUCAUCCAAUUCAGCACUGACGUCUCACACCCCCCACACGUCUAUCUCCUAGACGAUGGUAUCGAUCUGUGGUAUGAGACCAUCCAGAAUGCCCCAGCAAUGACCAAAGAACUCCUGCAGUUGUUUGGCAACAUGCCAGAGCUAUUAGAGUUGGGAUCGGAAAAUCUCAAGACAUGUUUCCAGAUCAUCACAGCAUACGUGCUUUUAGGACCUAAUGAGUUUAUGCAGAAUUAUUCAGGAGCUGUGUUUGCCGGCUGCGUCAGUCUUCUAGACAACGUCAAACCAGAGGCAAUUGUCAUUGUUAUGAAGCUGGUGGAGACGAUAUUCAAAAUUUUCCCCGUGGAAGGCCCACAGAUAUUCCGGCAACUGCUCCACAAGGUGUUCCAGAGGAUACUGGACAAAGAGGAGUACCCAACAGUGAUGUCCAUGUACCUGUCUGUCGUGGCCAGGAUCAUCCUCAAGAACCAGUCGUUUUUCUUCUCCUUCCUCGAGCAAUACAGCCACUCCACUAAUGAACAGCCUGAUGAGAUUUUUAGCAAACUGCUCGUUGUCUGGUCAGAGAAGAUGGACUGGAUCACUCAGGCUGAGCGACGGAAGCUGAGCGCUCUGGCACUCAUGGCAUUACUACCAUCCAACUCAAGGGUUGUUACGGAGAAGUUUCCGGAUGUUGUGUAUGCGGUGGUGGAAGUCCUCCAUGAUGUCUGUAGGGAAGAAAAUGGAUCUCAAGUCGACUACUUGGUCAUGGGAGACAGAGAGGACGUGGAAGAUGAAUACGAGACGGAAAAUGACAAAAGGAAAAGACGGCUGUCGUUGAAGGACCCGGUGCACUGUACGUCACUGAGGGAUUUUGUCAUACUGCAGUUCACCGAGUUUGAGCGCAUCCAUGGAACACCCACUUUCACCAAGCUGAUGGAGUCGAUUGACCUGGAGGUCCGCCAACAACUGGAAAAUUUCUUCAAGUAGAAAAUGACUAAUGGUGCAGUGCGUGCGAAAUGUGGCGAUUGUGUGAUUGUGACUUCGCGUAACUUCUUUUUAUCUCUGAGCAUUAGACAGUGGGACCAGACAAGAUGCGGAAGUUGGAGGAUUGUAAAUUAAGUAAACAGCUCCACCUGAGGCAUUGCCUGUUGUAGAUUUGAAAACGUUCAGUCUUCAUCACGGUUGAGACUGGAGAAAUGCACCUUGUCUCAGGCAAGCAAUUAUUCUAUAUGAUUGUGCAUCGCAACACUUUUUAUUCAAGAACUUUUUAUUGCUGUUUGGCCAGUAUUGUGGACCUGUGUGAGAGAGGUCAUCUUUUGCGGGAAUCGAGCGAUGGAUGCGAGUAGGAACUGGGUUAUUUCCAUGAGGUUGGGGCACAAUUUGUGACGGUGUCAAUUGCUACACGGGUUCCGUAAAAAUGAACAGCUAUUU